Messenger RNA from Pleurotus ostreatus (oyster mushroom), 2361 nucleotides. RefSeq lists its product as uncharacterized. Lineage: Eukaryota; Fungi; Basidiomycota; Agaricomycetes; Agaricales; Pleurotaceae. The record is from RefSeq and is a predicted model, not a curated record. The transcript has 2 exons. The coding region runs from base 1 to 2361 and encodes 786 amino acids.
AUGUCGAGCCGUGCGCUGUUAUCGCUGGUUGCAGUCGCGACGGGUGCAACUGCGACCCUUUAUCCAACUUACAAAUCGCAUACAUUUACGAAAGCGCCGUCCGAAGCGUCGAAGGCUUUAUACUCCCAAGUCCCGCUCGACAAGACUCGCAACCAGAUCCGUCUUCUCUCGCUUCACCCAGGACGACGAUCGUCCAGCAUCCAAUGCACGCUCCGUGUUUCGUCGCUGGAUGAUAAUCCACGCUUCACGGCGCUGUCGUACACAUGGGGUGAGCCAAUCCGGCGAAGCACGUCCUUGUGGUCAUUUCGCGGUAUAUUUCAGUAUCUUCGCGGGCUGUGGUGGACGCUCUUUCGGAGAGACACCCUCGUCAACGUGAAUGGCUUGCCCUUUCAUGCUAAGUACAACCUAGGCAGUGCUCUGCAAAGCCUGAGGCACGAAGAGGAGGAAAAGGUGCUAUGGGUCGAUGCCCUGUGUAUCAACCAGCUGGAUCCCAUCGAGAAAGCCGACCAAGUGGCGAGGAUGAAGGACAUUUAUUCGCAGGCGCAUACGACGUGCGUUUGGCUUGGGCCCUCAGAGGACGACAGCAACGCCGCCAUGGAUUUCGUGCGCCAUUCGCACAAGCUGGACGUCGACGAUCCCAAACUACAAUUAAGCGACAUCAACCCGCCGUGGCGCGCGAUGCAGGCGCUGUUCGCGCGCUCGUGGUGGGGGCGCAUGUGGAUCGUCCAGGAACUGUUCAUGUCUAAGAACGUCGUGGUGCGGUGCGGCGAGAAGGAGGUAGAGAUGGACCGGUUCCGGGAGCUGAUGCAGAAGGAGCAGCGGCUGCGUGUCAGGGCGCGCUCUGGCCAGCUGCGGGGGUAUGACUUCCCGCGGUGGUACUUUGUCCCCCCCGCCAAUCCGUUUUACACGCUGUUGGGGGCUUGGGCCCUUGAUCAGGAAUCUAGGCGGGAUCCGUCGACUGUGCAGUCCGCCCUCUCUUACGUUCCCUUCGUCGGCACGGUCGUAACGGGUCUCCAGGCAAUGGACGAUGCUAAAAAGGCUAGCGUCGGCCAUAUGGGAAUCGGGAACUGGCUAUAUAUGACACAGGCGUUCGAAUCUAGUCUCCCUCGCGAUAAAGUCUAUGCACUGUUGGGUCUUAUAGGCGACGAAGACAAAGAUGCUAUCGUACCGGACUACACGACCGAGAAGGAGGACGUAGAGAUCUUCAAGGAGGUUGCUGCCCAAGUUAUGCGGCGGGAUACGGGGUUGAGCGUGCUCAACUACGCGCAGAGCAAUACUAGGACGCUUUGCGGCUUGCCUUCCUGGGUGAUUGAUCUUUCUGAGCCGAGGAUGAUGGGACCGAAUAUGACUCAGUAUGGCUUCAGCGCCGAUGGAGGGUUUGCUACGUGGGCGCGCCUGACCCCGGACAAGACGCAUAAAGUAUCACAACAGCCGAAUAAUGCCCUCGAUAUUGUGUCUUGGUUAGGAAAACAAACACUCUACUUCCUCCCUGUUCAGCUGUUCCUCUUCAAACAGGGUCGGCCUCUCAUCUACAGCUUCACGUCGCUCUGGCACAUGGCGUGGUAUGGCAACCUUGGCCUACUUAGCUACUUUAAAUUUGGCAACCGAUUAGAGAAGCAUGGUCCUGUCCCAUCAUUCUCGUCUGACCUCAAUACCAUACAUCUCGAUGGACUGAUAUUUGACGAAAUAGUCCUGUCAGACCCGGCGCCGGAUUUGGGCUUGUUCUCCAAAGAGGACCCGGUAUGGAUGGAAAGGAACCUCUCCGAAACACAGGGCUUUUUGAACGGGAUAAGGCUCAAGCACCUCUUCCAGCGAUGGGAGGGAAUUACGUCGUCUUUUUCCCGGGUUCAACCACAAGCGUCCGAUAAUUACCCACUCGUUGCCUUUCGUCAACCCGAAGACGCAUUCUGGCGGACUUUGAUCAUGGACCGUUUCAACUCUGGAAGCACCUUGGGAAAGCCUCCUGCCUCAAUGGGCGAGGCGUAUCGCUUCAUCGUGCACCCCAACGCCACCGCUGCGGAACUUCAGGUCAAUAGUCGACUAGCCAAAGCGCGCCUCAUGGAGAAGUACUUCAUGCAUGCGAGGUUUAUAUCCACCGCUGUAUCGACUAUAGCAGAUCGUGCGUUCGUCAUGACGAAGCAUGGUAUGAUGACUUUGGCUCCUGCACAAGUGAAGCCGGGGGAUGUGAUAUGUAUCAUUCGAGGUGGUCAGACACCUUUCGUGCUGAGGCCGAAGGGCGUGAGUGGUGAUGGGGAAAGGGUUUGGGAACUCGUAGGAGACUGCUACGUCCAUGGGAUUAUGGACGGUAGCUUCGCCUCACAGGCGAAACCGGAAGACGUUCGAAUGUUCAGUAUCAUUUAG